AUGGCCUCACACUCUCAGGUUUUAAUGGAAGAUAAAUAUACUGUUAGAAUCUUGACACUAAACAGACCAAACCAGAUGAAUGCUCUGUCUUGGAACGUGAUCACUCGGUUGCUGCAACUGUUCCUCGCAUAUAAGGAUGACCCCAGAGUGAAACUAGUCAUCCUAAAGGGUCAGGGAAAAUCAUUUUGUGCUGGUGGCGAUGUUCGACCUGUUAUUUGUGACAUCGUACAGGGCAAAUGGAGACUCGGUGCCGAUUUCUUCUCAGAUCAAUACACGCUCAACUACGUCAUGGCCACAUAUAGCAAAAUUCAGAUUUCAAUUAUGAAUGGUAUUGUCAUGGGAGGCGGAGCUGAGCGAGCUGUGAAUAUGCUCAUAUCUUUAAGGCUUUUUUCAAAGGUUUUUGCCAUGCCUGAGACAGAACUGGGGCUCUUUCCAGAUGUUGGUGCCUCAUACUUCUUGUCAAGGCUCCCUGGCUUUUUUGGAGAGUAUGUUGGCCUCACAGGAGCUAGGUUAGAUGGCGCCGAAAUGCUUGCUUGUGGUCUUGCAACUCAUUUUGUGCCUUCGACGAGGUUGACUGCACUAGAAGCAGAUCUUUGCAGAGUUGGUUCAAAUGAUCCAGAUACCUUUUCCUCAAAAAUUCUAAAUGCAUACACUCAGCAUCCCCACCUGAAACAGCAUAGUGCUUACCACAGGUUAGAUGUUAUUGAUAAGUGCUUCUCGAGAAGAACGGUGGAAGAGAUAAUAUCUGCACUUGAGAGAGAGGCCAUUCAGGAGCCAGAUGAAUGGAUCUCAGCUACACUUCGAGCUUUGAAGAAGGCUUCACCAGCAAGCCUUAAAAUCUCUCUUAGAUCGAUAAGAGAAGGACGGUUUCAGGAGGUGGGGGAGUGUCUUAUCCGUGAGUAUAGAAUGGUGUGUCAUGUGUUGAAGGGCGAACUAAGCAAAGAUUUGGUGGAGGGUUGCAGAGCCGUAGUGAUAGACAAAGAUAGGAAACCAAAGUGGAAGCCACGACGACUGGAGCAGGUGACGGAUAACAUGGUAGACCAGUACUUCAAGAGAAUGGAUGAAGAGGAAGGAUGGGAGGAUCUAAAAAGCUUCCACCAAGGAUUAACUUGCCUUCUUCAAUAA
Brassica oleracea var. oleracea is the source of this 1125-nucleotide messenger RNA. Its product is annotated as probable 3-hydroxyisobutyryl-CoA hydrolase 3. Bases 1 to 1125 code for a protein of 374 amino acids. The record is from RefSeq and is a predicted model, not a curated record. Gene Ontology annotation, biological process: L-valine catabolic process. Gene Ontology annotation, molecular function: 3-hydroxyisobutyryl-CoA hydrolase activity. The transcript is spliced from 14 exons. NCBI's taxonomy places the organism in Eukaryota, Viridiplantae, Streptophyta, Magnoliopsida, Brassicales, Brassicaceae.